Molecule: messenger RNA, 1803 nt
Organism: Desarmillaria tabescens
Lineage: Eukaryota; Fungi; Basidiomycota; Agaricomycetes; Agaricales; Physalacriaceae
Product: FAD binding domain-containing protein
Exons: 14
Coding region: 1-1803 (600 amino acids)
Molecular function (GO): FAD binding; oxidoreductase activity
Source: RefSeq, a predicted model, not a curated record
AUGUCUCCUAGCGCUCUUGCAGAAACCUCCGUCGAUGUCCUAAUUGUUGGUGCUGGCCCAGCAGGUCUUAUGCUCGCUAAUGGCCUUGCUAAGGCUGGGGUCAACUUCCGCAUUAUCGAUAAGAGGCCCGACAAAGUUGUAGCAGGUCAGGCUGACGGUAUUCAACCUCGAACAAUUGAAGUCUUGCAGAGCUAUGGACUCGCCCAGCGAUUGCUCGGCGAGGGGAAUCAAAUACACAUGGCGGCAUUCUAUAAUCCCUCCGCAGAUGGCGGAAUCAAGCUCACCGACCGUGUCCCUGAUAUCACCGCCGAGAACGCGAGGUACCCCUUUGAAGUGACUCUUCACCAAGGCGCCAUCGAAGCUAUAUUUUUGGACUCGUUACGUUCUAUGGGAAUCCAAGUCGAGCGACCGGUUGUGCCGAUAUCGAUGGAGAUCACAGAAGACGUUACAGAACGGAGAGACCCAAAUGCCCAUGCCGUUCGGGUGACAUUGAGUCGUCUUGACCCUGCACCAGGUCAAGCUCCCAUUGAGAUAGUGAACGCGAAGUUUGUUGUUGGGGCUGAUGGUGCACAUUCAUGGGUCCGCAAGUCGCUCAACCUCUCCAUGGAUGGAGAACAAACGGAAUAUAUCUGGGGUGUCGUUGACAUGAUUCCAGAUACUGACUUGCCUGAUAUUCGCAACAAAACAGCAAUACAUUCUAUCAAUGGCUCUUGUAUGGUCAUCCCUCGAGAAGGGGAUAAGAUCCGAUUGUAUAUUCAGCUAGAAGGAAAGGACGCCAUCAAUGCCGCGAGCGGUAGAGUGGACAAGUCGAAGAUGGGACCAGAAAGGCUGCUAGAAGUUGCCAGGCGAUCAUUCUAUCCAUACACUAUUAAAAAUCCUAAAGAAUUUGACUGGUGGACCAUCUACAUCAUCGGCCAGCGAGUCGCUUCCAGGUACUCUGUUGGCGAACGUGUUUUCAUUGCUGGAGAUGCAUGCCAUACUCACUCGCCUAAAGCUGGCCAAGGAAUGAAUGCGAGCAUAAACGACACGCAUAAUUUGGCUUGGAAGCUUGCAUAUGUCCUACGCGGCUGGGCGGACCUUUCCCUGCUCAAAACGUACGAAUCUGAAAGGCGACGAUACGCGCAGGAUCUCAUCAACUUUGACAAGAAGUUUGCCAAGCUCUUUUCCGGUAAACCGAUAACCAAGGAGUUCAAGAACGGCGUCUCUCAUGAAGAAUUCCUUCGGGCCUUCCAAACAUCCGGAGCAUUCUCAUCGGGCAUCGGCGUACAUUAUAGCGAAUCGAGCAUCGUUAACAGUACAUACCAAGACGUUGCCUCCAAGCUUGUCAUCGGGAUGCGCAUACCUCCCGAGAUGGUUGUUCGAGCAGCUGACUCACGUCCAUUCAACAUUCAAGAUCUCCUCCCAUCAGAUGCACGAUUCAAGCUAAUCGUCUUCACUGGGGAUACAUCAAGCGCAUCUACUCUUGCCGUGCUGCAGCAAUCAGCCAACGAGCUCCAGUCCGUUCUAACCAAAUACUGCGCUUCAGGACCGAUUACGUCCGUGUUCGACAUAAUCUCAAUCAGCUCUGAGAGCAAAGCGACGAUUUUGUAUAACGCACUACCUCCCUUUUUGAGGAGCCAUUGGACGAAGGUUUACAUAGCCGAUGUUAAUGGCCUCGGGGACAACAAUGUCUAUACCAGAUACGGAGUUGCUCCCGAGGGUGCUGUGGUGGUUGUUCGUCCCGAUGGAUAUGUCGGGAUGGUCAUUCCACUGCGAAAGAUCGAAGGCUUGAACUCAUAUUUCGAGUCGUUCAUGGGAUGUUAA